Messenger RNA from Perkinsus marinus ATCC 50983, 738 nucleotides. RefSeq names its product 14-3-3 protein, putative. Gene Ontology annotation, biological process: signal transduction. Lineage: Eukaryota; Perkinsozoa; Perkinsida; Perkinsidae. The transcript is spliced from 2 exons. Gene Ontology annotation, cellular component: cytoplasm. The record is from RefSeq and is a predicted model, not a curated record. The coding region runs from base 1 to 738 and encodes 245 amino acids.
AUGGCGAACGAGUGUGAGAAGAAUGUUUAUCUUUCCAAGCUGGCUGAGCAAGCUGAGCGUUACGAUGAGAUGGCCUCAUACAUGAAGGCCGUGGCUCAGGAAAAACAGGAGCUCAGUGUUGAGGAGCGCAACUUGUUGUCGGUUGCAUACAAGAAUGCUGUUGGUUCUCGACGUGCUUCCUGGAGGAUCGUCUCAUCUGUCGAGCAGAAGGAGGCUUCUAAGGGUAACACGACCAAUGCUGAGAUCGCUAAGGGAUACAGAGAGAAGGUUGAGGCUGAACUCCAGACAAUCUGCGAUGCUAUCCUUGAUCUUCUUGACAAGCCUCUUAUUACCCAUUCCCAGACCGGCGAGUCCAAGGUGUUCUACUACAAGAUGAAGGGUGAUUACUAUCGCUACAUCGCUGAAUUCAGCACUGGCGAGAAGAGAAACAAGGCCGCUGAUAAUGCUGAUCAGGCCUAUAAGGAUGCGACUAAUAUCGCUCAGUCUGAGUUGCAGGUUACUCAUCCUAUUCGCUUGGGUCUCGCUCUCAACUACUCUGUAUUUUACUAUGAAGUCUUAAACCAGCCUGAAGAGGCUUGUAAGAUGGCUCGCAAGGCAUUCGAAGAUGCGAUUGCCGAGCUCGAUAAUGUUAGCGAGGAUAGCUAUAAGGAUUCUACGCUUAUCAUGCAACUCCUUAGAGACAACCUGACUCUCUGGACAUCUGAUCAAGAUGGUGCUGCUGAGGGUGGUGCUCAAUAA